Molecule: messenger RNA, 955 nt
Organism: Stegodyphus dumicola
Lineage: Eukaryota; Metazoa; Arthropoda; Arachnida; Araneae; Eresidae
Product: adhesion molecule nephrin-like
Molecular function (GO): protein binding
Source: RefSeq, a predicted model, not a curated record
AUGGAACUCAUAAGACGAGGCCACUGCCCACACUUACCGUUUCAGCAUCAACGCAUCAUGAGACUUAAUUCAAGGCAACAUCAUUUAGAGUUUUGGCAUCAUUCAAUGGUCUGCCAAAUAUCCCGAUCUAAGUGCUUGGUUAGUGCAUCAGCAUAUGCCCUGUGCAAGUGGUCAGCUUGUCGCAAGAUCCCUGGUGUUUUGUCUCCAAGCGAACUUGAUGCGCCUGUGUGCCGUAACGGAUUGCAAAAGACAUAUGCAGUUCCUGCAGAUGAAAUGGAGCGCAUCGAAUGCCAAGUGGAAGCUGAUCCUACCAAUGUGGAUUUCAAGUGGAGUUUUAGUAACACUGCUGAUCGCCAUUACAACGUUUCGUACACUAGUGCAGGGCUAAGAAGCGUCGCUAGCUACACUCCACGUUCUGCUAGGGAUUAUGGAACUCUAUACUGUUGGGGAAAAAAUUCAGUAGGUGAACAACAGAUGCCAUGUAUAUUUACAAUAAUUCCUAUUGGGCCUCCAGAAACUCUUCAGAACUGCACAUCUACUAAUGUCACUAUGUCCUCUGUGACGAUAAUUUGCAUACGAGGUCCUAGGCAAGACCCGGAUCUCAAGUACAAUUUAGAAAUGUACAUGUAUCACAGUCACGAAAUGCUUUAUCAAACCAGCAGCGUCACUCCUUAUUUUGUUAUAUCUAAUUUACCGACAGAUUCUGAAUUCUUAUUCGUUGUCUAUGCUGUAAAUCAUAACGGAAAAAGUUCUCCGGUGAUGGUUAGAGUAUGGACACUGCGCUCUCCAAUGGAAGAAAGAGUCUAUCGGGAACAACACGCAGAUGAAGCUUUAUCAGGAGAAUUCUCAUGGAUUGGACCAAGUCUCCUCAUUGCAGCUGCUCUUUGCUGCUUUUUACUAUUCAUGGGUGCUGCGCUGUGGACCAAGUUCAGAGGUGGUCCAGGAUGCCAAAAAU